CGAACAACGUGAGCUAUAUCUACGGCUGUUCGCACCGGCGGUACUGUUUCCUAAUUGUUCUGCGGGACAUGUUAAUAUUUGUUCCCUAUGAGUUCCUAUUGCAACUUUCUGUUGGCUGUAUUGUUCUCUAACGGCCCCAAAUAUUACAAAAUGUACCCAUUACUUUAAAAUCCAAUGAUCAAUUCGACAAGUUCGAAGCCUCUAUUCGCGGUACCGUUUAUAGGUUUGCGCUAUUUGAUAGACAUUUUUUUCUGCACGCGGUUCUUAUAUAUAUCUUACACUGGACUAGGUCGAAUGUCAUCGGUAAAACAAGCAAGUUUCAUAAUUUGAAAUAGGCGCCAAAAGCACAAUAGUAUUUUUUGCCCUUAGUUUUGUCGAACAACUUCGGACUAUUUCUAAUGUUGUUUGUUGAUUGAAGCAGACGUCUAGCCAUUUGUAUUCCAUUUGGUUGACAAGAAGCAUCUAAAGAAGAUAGGUUCAAGAUAGGAGCUUCUUCCCGUGCGUCCGAACCAAGGACAUAUGACUAGUUCGCUUUCAACUUACUGGGAACCUACAGUACGUUUUGUAAAACGUAAACACAUAUGUGGCAAGUUCUGCUUUAACGUCAAAAUCUCACUAAUCUCGCGACAGCUGCGGCGCGUUUUCGACUGUCAAUAAAAGGGGGGCAGUAUUUUAUACCGCGGCAUUGAAGUGGGAUUCGUAUCUAACAGUAUUCCGUGUCCGCACGGUGAGUGUCAGUCAAGACAACAAAUAAUGAUGUCAAACCGUUGCCUUUUGCUCACAGAUAAUUCUGUCUUUUAUAAAAGCAAUCGUUCUCCCAGAUUCAGACUUAUCAGUAGUCGAUCUCCUGUCUGCACUUUAAUGCCAGUCACUAAUGAUUGUGCCGAUGCUGUUAUUGCUCUGGUUGUAUAGCAGCGUGAAUUGUCGACUAUUUCAAGUAAGUUUGCUUAACUUAGCUGUGUAGAGACGUCAGAGACGUACUGUUUCAUGUACGUUCAGUUUCCUCAGAAUGUGCAUGAUGAAACUACGAUACGACACGUUUUCCCAAGUAGUACAAUGUAUUAAUUUAUCAAAAUCUAUCUGCAGCUGCUGACAGUGUUUUUGCUUUAAAAUCACACAUGGCUGGAACAGAAUCUACAGGAAAUUUUCAAGUCCAAAGCGUUAAUCUGGACUGGUAUAUCGUGGUGUUUAUACAUACGAAUGUCCGCAAACGGAUGACAUAUCUACAGCAGCCAGACUUAUCUUUACAGCAGAAGGCUGACACGCGGAACUCGACGGUUCGUUAUCAAUAGUCAUCGUGGCGGCCUGCUAGUAAUUUUCGUUGAGUAAUGAAGUACACAGCAAUCAGAAAUAAGGGAGUUGUUCAAUUGUGGGAAAAGUAAAAACCAACAAGGAGCAGCCAUACCUGUCAGUGGACAAUGGCCUUUUCAACAGUCAUUCAGUACUGCUUGGUUCUUAAUGGAUUUUUGUAGACAAGCUAAUUUUAGCCGAAGAUAUCUUUCAUUCGGCUUGUUGCGGCGUACGUAUAUUUGUACGCCAAUGUACGAUUUGUAGCUCUUUCGUAUACACCGGCAGAUAAGAAGUUCUAUAUAUAGAUAGCUUAUUUAAGAUGUAUUUAUCUGUUUCGCCAACCUGUCUAUCCACGUGUCGCUUCUUGCCUAAGGAACCCUGUCCGGGAUGGGUCGGCGCUUUUUUCUACUAAUUAGUAUGACAAUGAAACAUGUUAUUCUAACGAUGUGUUGUUUUAUGUUGGAACAUAGGCAAGGUUCGCCUUAGGAAAUUAUUAGUUAUUUGGAAAAGUAUGGCUAGUACGAGAAUCUACAGUUUGUGCAAUACCUAUAGUUGCAUUAUAAGAACUGCUAUGGCAAUUUAACGGUGAGGUACGCCAGUGCAUACUGUUCUAUAAAUAGCUCUAUGGUUACUACAUGGCCAGACCCUUAUACUCUUGUUCUUCUAUUAUUACCGGCCAGGUUUUUUGGCUUUUUCUUUUUUCGAAAUGCAUCCGCUGCUGCUGCUGCUGCUUUCUGUCUAUCCUCACCUAGUUCAUCCAUUUUUCCGGCCCCUACUGCGCCGAGGUCACAGGGCAACGACCAUCUUCAUUUUAGAAUUACCGUAACGGUAGUAACUGCAGCAAUAACAAUAGUGACGACUGCAUGAGCACGUAAAGCAACGAAUCGUACUCAAAGCCGUAAGAACGUGCGCGUUACUAUAUUUUUGUCAUGAACGUCACAGUGCGCUAGGCUAUUGUUGAUUUUAAUGUAUCAUGCUAACUAUAGUUUGGUUAACAUGAUUAUUGGACUUCAGAAAACAGUUUCCAGAGCUGAGUAAUUUCUCGGAUAAAAUCUUGCCUAUAUCCGAACCAGUAGAGGUUGUAGUGGUAGUUUGUAAACAGCUCGUUACUCUGCGACUGCUAAAGGGUUGUCUAUUUCGAACCAGCGGGGGCUGUUCCGUUGGAAAAAGGUAAGCGUUAGCUAUACUAAACAUUUAAGCAUUGCCUUGCGGCUAGUACCGAUUUUGACAACCUGUUCAGAGAAUGCCGAGGAACAUUAUGAUCGCGGGGUGUAUGGCUAUAAUUGUACGGAUGACCCCCCUUCCCGCUUCCCCCCUCAGAAAAAUGAAAAUUCAGGUUGGAGUCUUUAGAUUUUGCUUGUGCUCGAUCUUUUUAAUCGAUGUCUAAGCUGAUGAUAAGACCGAUUGUAGGAAAUGUUUUGAGUAUCUUUGCGCGUAGGUAAGCAGGUGAAAACCAGGAAAAAGGGUCGAUUCUUGUAGCUGCAAUCAUUUUGAAUGUGUUUGCUAAGAUGUGUACUUGUUACCCCCUUCCCACUAACUCUAUAGCUAUGUGUGCCAUAUCUUUACAAGGACGAUGAUCCGCUGGGGGAGCAACUCGAAAAUGACGCCAACAAAAUACCAAUGAAUGUAUUCACAUAAGUUCUUCUUUAUUACAAACUCUAUACUUUGAAGAUUUUACUUUUUUACAGCAUCAAUAAAGUGAGCUCUUUUGGUUUUCCUUUAUAGCAAUUAUUCGCUUCAUCCAGUCUUUGGCCUUUUUUUUGCAUGUAUAUGACCACAUUGACGAAAUGCAGAUAUGAAUAUUUUUUUUUAAGUUUACCUACCAUCCGUGAAUUGUAAUACUCCCUUAGAAAGAAGUCGAACGAAGCCACCUCACACUAUCCGACAGGCAUUUCAUAGCCACUUCGCCUUCAAAUCAACCGUUUACCGAAAUUAUUCUUCAAUAACGCGGUUAAGUUAAUAGCUACCUAAACGAGUUGAUCACCCAUGCUAAAACCCCAUGUCUUACAGAUAUUUUUCAAUAAUUUAGAACACAAAACAGCCUAAGAUCUUCUCCUAGCAGUAAAGAAAACUUCGCCGAAGGAAGAACAGCCACAAGUCGCAGCAGGAAGGUAAACCCCCUUUCGUGCAUAGCGUGGGGAUCAUCGGCCUGCGACAAUCCACGGACGGCAAGCAAACUUAAGUGAAGUAUCCUGCCGCCAUUUCAGUGAUAGGGCCAUAUUAAUACGAAAAGUUGGUCAAAACUGUGUCUAGCGAGUAACUGCCAUGGAGAAAGAGAGGAGCUGUAUUUAAAGACGUUGGAUUAAACCACAAGUGUUUGUAAUCAAGGUAAUUUGGAUGUUGUCGAAGGCAACUUGAAGCUCAUUCUUGGCCUCGUCUGGAGUCUGAUUGUACGUUAUCAAAUUGGCCGUUCCAACGCGCCCGCCAGGAAGCUGAUGCUAAAUUGGUUGCGGGCCGUUCUCCCUUCCGAAUUAGACAUAUCGAACUUCUCGACUGAUUGGAAUUCCGGAGUGCUUUUGAGCGCGCUUGUCGAUUAUUGCAAACCUGGACUUAUUCCGGACUGGAAAAACCUCAAUCCUAAUAAUGGGUACGAGAAUUGUAAGCUAGCAAUGGAAACUGCUCGAGAACAGCUGAACAUCCCUAUUGUUCUUCGACCUGAAGACCUUGCCUCUGAGAGACUUGACGAACUUUCAGGAAUGACGUAUCUGUCGUAUUAUAUGAACGACGCCUCAGCCGGAUAUUGUGCCAUGAUCAACUGGGUCCGCCAAUAUCUCCCCUACAUUAGCAACUUCACCACGGACUGGAACGAUGGAAGCGCCCUCUGUGAACUGAUAAAUAAACUUGGGGGUUCCGUGGACAUGAACGCACUUUCGCGUCUUCCCCACGAAUUCGAGAACAAUUGUUUUCGUGGCAUUAUGGCUGCUAACACACAACUGGGCAUACCGAAGACGAUAUCAUCGAAGGAGCUGUCCGACCCCGAUGUACAGGCUCUGGCGGUCAUGGGGUAUCUUGCUAGAUUCCAGAAACUAACGCCUAGGGAAAUCAAUGCUUCACGAAAAAACGAACGGAUUUAUGUUCGAGGCGUUGACCUCAAUAAUGUGCACGUCAACAAAGCAGCGACUUUUGAGAUCGUUGCUGUGGAUCCGUCUAUAAACGUGGAGAGGGACGUCACCGUUGAGGUAGUCCAGAUUCGGAAUGGGCAAAGGGUACCAGUCAGGCUUGACGUCGAUGUUAGCGGUGGCACAGGGAGCUUCCUGCCCACGGAAUCAACUCCACAUGAGCUCCGUGCGUUUGUGAAUGGCGUUCUAGCUGAGUGUUGCCCAAUGUUCAUUGAAGUCUUCCCGGACAUCUCUAGAAUUCUCUACUCUGGAAUUGCGCCAUGUGCCCUUGGAAGCCUGGUCGAAGUUCUGAUUAACUCGAAUGGCGUCCAAGGACGCGGCGUACAAAUCGAAGCAGUGUCUCCAAGCGAAGUGGUGACUCCAUGCGAAGUCGAUGUUGAUCAGAGUGGGUCAUCGUUCCGUACUUCUUUUGUGCCACGCACCGUGGGCGAAUGGCAGAUACACGUGACGUAUGCAAGAGAACAUAUCUCGGGUUCGCCGUUUACAUGUUAUGUGUACGACCCAACCAAAAUCAAGUUGCGAACACCGGUGCGAUACGAAGCUGGACGAGAGUCGCAGAUUGCCGUAGACACCAAAGAUGCUGGCUGGGGUAAGCUGAAUCUUUUACUUGAACUCAGUGGUCGAAGAUUACCGGUAACGUGCGACGAGCGGGGUGAUGGCCUUUACGUCUUUAGCUUUCAUCCCCCCCACAAUGGUUCACUGUCCGUUCAACUUUCUUUUAACGAUAACCAGAUCAAGGGAUCGCCCUUCUACAUUCAGGUGGGCAAUGAACCCGCUACGAGCCCAAGCGGCUUCCAGUUUCGGUCAGAGUUAAGUUCGGCUGGCCGAACAUUGGCCGACAGUCCCUUUAGGGACUCAGCCUUUGGGAUGACGUCUAAUGGAAGAAAUAUGCCUGAUUCAGAAUUUAUCCUAGGCGAGCCUAUGCCUCGAAUGGACAGAGAUCUUAUUACUAGAAUCCAAAGUCCCAGUCAUCGUAUUCUGUCACCGCAACCUUUACUCAGCCCUAUGGGUAGAAGAGACCUUCGUGAGGCAUCAUACCAUAUUGAUGGCUAUCGGAGCGACGAUGGGAGUAAUAGGGUGCUAAGUCCAAAGUUGGCCCCACACGUUCCUGAUACACAUGGAAGUGGAUCUUUAGAUCGGAGGACCGAGUUCCGACUUGUUAGUGAACGUGAGAUGAGUCCGACGAGCAGCCGGCUGAUCCAAACGACUCGAAGUUCUCUCACAUCGCGCGUAACAACGCCGGAUAUCAUCGCUGGUCACAACGAGCCACUGCGGCCAUCUGAGGACCAGACCAAUUCCUUCGCUCAUCGUUUAAAUUCAACCACGACAGUGACGAAUAUUACUAGUAACAGGUCAAGCAAUCAUACCACUUUUACCAGUGCAACAAGCAACGCGGGUUCGUCGGAAGUGUAUCGGGCGGUACUUUCUCAAACGCCUGAUAGAGCACUCAGCCCUGAAGGAGAUUUACCCAGUGGCAUUUUCCGCGCCGAAUACACUGAAGGACGAAAAACCCCAAGCAGCCCCUUCGAGCGUACAGCAAGUCCAUAUGGCAGGGCGAAAACCCCCGAAAAGCUGGUAGAGAACUAUCGUGUGCUAACUGGAUCUCCCUCACGAAGCCCAUCGGGAAUGUGCAGUCCGAUCGAUGACAGACGCACUAACCCAUAUAGUGGUGUUGAUAGAACAGUCGAAAUUGACACAAGUGCCAAAAAGAUAGAGACCAAAACUCAAUCAGGAGCGUCAUCAAUUUUCGAUAAGAUGGACGCGUUCUUCGAUACGCCAACAGAAGCUGUGAAACAACAUGUAACUGGCCGGACAUCGAGCGACAGAGGGGUCGAUGAAGUUGAUCGAAAGCCCGCAUCGCCAACAAAAGAUCCUAGUAAUGCUCACGAUGCGAUGCGAAUGGAAUUCAUUCGCAGCGCGCAGAAUCCGUCUGGUAUACCGAAGAUCCAACGGGAUAUUAUCGACGAAGCUCUAAAGGCUGAAGAUUCGUUCACAAAGGAACCCUCUACUAGCCCACUUAUUACUCGAACUACAUUUUCUGCGGACCGUUCACAAAGCCCUUUGCAUCAUAGUCGUACCGAAGUGCUAAGCUCUCCGGUUAUGAUGGGCUUUCGCGCUACAAAUUCGAAUUCGACCGCAUCGACUUACCAUCGGUCGAGGUCAAUGAGUCCUUCGGUUACAACAGUAAACACAUCAACGCCCAUAAGUAAUGCGCGGGUGAUAUCGCCCGUGCAGAGUCACCAUUCGGGUAGAGUUUCUAAGGAGCAUUUUGUCACAUCGACAGUAACUCGUCGAGAGACAACGGCUCCAUUAAACGAUCACCGAGAAUUCGAAGUGUGCGAACGAAAGCGAGAAACAACAAUUCCAAUCAAUGAAACAGAUAUUUCUAGCCCACUUCGAAACACAGCUCAUUGUCGACAGCGUUCGAACUUCAAUACACCCCCCCCUCCACCUCCGCCAAAUGCGGGCGGUAGCAAAGCCAAAACGGUUCGGACAACUAGUUAUCAAACGCCUCCAAAUGCGGCAUCCGAUAGCCACACGAAGAUUCCGUCCGCUAACAUCUCUUCUACCAGUUACGUUUCCUUAACAGGAAGCCAGUUGUUAAUUAGCCCUGAACGAGUAACGUCAGAGCUAAAAAUUUUACAGCCUGAAAGACUUAGGCGUUUCCCUAUCAGACAACCACUGCUUGUGGACGUCGCUUCAGAAAGCGUUCCCUUUGAUGCGGACCUUCUCCAGGUGUUCGUGCGGGGCCCAUCGGGGGUAGAGUAUGCGUGCCGGGUUGAUCAACUAAUCCCGAAAAUCGCCCAAGUUCUAAUCGAGGCCCGGGAAGUAGGAGAUCAUCGAAUACGUUUCGCAUACGGAGGUGUUGAAAUGCCUCCAAUUCAGGGACAUGGAUUCAGUCCAGAACUUAUAGUUGUCGAUAAGAUUCCCGACGGCAUUGUGGGACGACCAGUUCGAUUCCGCAUCAACGGAAAUGGCGCAGGCAGCGGCUCGCUUGAAUUAAUGGUAAAUAAUGGCACCGUUGGUUCGAAGGUAGAACGAAUUCGAGAUCAGUUCUACGAGGCAUCAUUCGUUCCUCAUCAGGCGACACCCCACGAGGUGGACAUUAAAUUUAAUGGUAUCCCCGUACCGGGUUCGCCGUGGAACUGCAAUGUAGCUGAAUUUCUGCAGCAGGAACGGAUACUCCUGGAAAAGGCCGCUCGUGAGGCAGAAAAGACAGAGCAGCUGUUCUAUCAACAAGGGGCCCGUCUCCUCGAUCGGGCUGAACGUCAACAGCGCGAGGAGCGGGUUCAAGCGUUGCUCAUCGAUGGGCAGAGUAUGCCCGACAGUGUUCCAUGCCACAAACGACAAGUCCUACAAGUGCAGGUGCCACCAAACAGCAAGGACACGGACCUCAAGGUCACCUUGCUCAAGUCGAUACCCAACGCGGUAGCCAAUCCAUACUCGGUGGUCCGAAAAUCACCAACGGUACUUUUACUUGAAUUUGCGUUGACGGAUACAGGAACCUAUUCUCUUGAUGCUCAUCUGCGCGGCGCCCGCGUCCAAGGCUGUCCAUUAUUGUUCAAAGCCUACGACGCCCAACGCAUUCACUUCCUGGAGGUUGAAAAAAACGUCGAAAUCAAUGAAAGUGUUACUUUACAUGUUGACGCAAGUAAUGCCGGUGAGGGACAGUUAGAAAUUAGCGUGAAUCGUGGAGAAGUUGCUAACCAGGUCGAAGUUCUGUCGGCGGGAAAAUGUCGCGUAACAUUUACGCCUGACGGCCCUGGUGACUACGUAGUCGACAUUAAGUUCAAUGGUGAAUUAAUUCCUGGAUGCCCGCUCACCAUUGUUGCUCACGCUCCUAUAGUGUAUUCAGUUGAUCUGAAAUCCGUAGAGGUGAUUUGUGCUGAUGAACCUGCCUGUUUUAAUAUCCCCCUGCCUUUAGGAAAACGGGAACUGUUGCGCGUCGGAAUUAUCGAUCCUAACCACCAGAGUAUUCCCGUGAGUCUGAAGUCGUCAGAAGGGGACACAGUCAUUGUCGAGUUCACGGCCAAACAGGUUGGUAUACAUGUAAUUUCGGUCGACUACUCAGGAUCUUCGGUGCAGGGAUCACCGUGUAGUGUAAAAUGUUUCGAUCCGAGACUUGUCGCAGUGGAAGGCGUACAAAGUGUUAACAAGGGGGAAACAGUCCAGUUCAUUGUGGAUGCCAGUUCAUCUGGUGAAGGCAACCUUGAAAUCACAGUUUCUUCGGGAAGCCAGAAUGUAUCAACCCAAGUGCAGCCGCUAGGAGGCGCUCGAUUCGCCGUUUGCUUCGUUCCGCAAAGUGAUGCUCUUCAUUCGGUAUCAAUAGAUUUUAACGGACGAGCCGUUCCAGGAAGUCCCUUUCCAGUAACGGUCAAUGAUGCCGCACAACAACCUGCAGUUCAUCCAGCGCAACCAGGACCCGUCUGUGCACCGGUUAAUACACCAACCGCACUUUUGCUCAAGGGGACAGUUCAUAGCCAGCACCUGUACGCGCGUGUAACCAACCCCGAACGAAGUGUGGUACCUUUUACUCUGAAAGAUCGUGGCGGAGAUACCUUCGCAGUAGAAUUCACUCCAGCAGCCGUCGGUGAAUACCGUAUGGAAGUACGCUAUCAAGAUAAGCCUAUUCCCGGCAGCCCUUUCGUCUGCAAGGUGUACGACAUUGGCCAAAUCCGAGUGACGGAAGUCCCGCAUCCCGCGCUUGUGGGUACUUCGGCAGCCUUCCUCGUCGAGACGGCUGGCGCAGGUCCGGGAAAUCUGGAGGUGAUGGUUAAUCAGGGAAGAGUGCCCACAACACCUCAGGCAAAAGCACCUACUUUAUACUCGAUCCAUUUUACACCUACAGAAGCCGAGGAUCAUGUCAUCGAUGUGCGCUUCAAUGGUCACCAUGUGCCCGGAAGCCCAUUCACUUGUCCCGUUCUUGACCUAUCCAAGUUGAAGUUGGUUGGAGACCCUAUCGAACGAGUGCCCGUACAUCGACCUUGCAGAAUGUUGCUGUCAGCAGGUGGACAAAGCCUCAUCAAUCUUCAAGCGGUCGUCGUUGGACCCAAUAACGAUAAAGUACCCCUGCACCAGUCCGUGGAAGGCGAUUCGUACGCUGUGGAAUUUACCCCUGAUCAGGUUGGAGACUACUCGGUCGAUCUGCGGUUGAAUUCCGGCCCUUUGCUGACCGUUCCACUCGGAGUAAAAGUCUACGACGCCAGCAAAGUAAAGGUAACGGAUAUUUCCGACGGGUUAUGCGGCUCACCAGUCUACUUCAGCAUUGAUGCUUCAGCUGCUGGUGCUGGCAACCUGGAAAUUAUUGUUGCUAACGCAGGGGGCCGAAACGUUCCUAACUACGUACAAAGCGAGGGAAACGCUCGAUUUAGGGUAAACUUUAAACCAACUGAGUCGCAGGUUCAUCAAAUUAGCAUCAAAUUUAACUCGAUUCCUGUGCCUGGAAGUCCAUUUACCAUACACGUGACCGAUGCGGAUCCAAAGGAAAGCUGCGAUAAAGCACACGGAUCGCAAAAUGCUGUGACCUCUGGCGAGCGCGAACCUAUCAACGUUUCUGAAGAUUUUAAAGAUAUAGUUGAGUUGGACAAGGACGCGGUGGACACAAAGCAAAUGUCGACGAGCCCUAAAAGCCUGGUCAACAGCGAGGCGUUGAAGUCUGUCGCCAUUAAUACACCAGUAACCUUUGCUGUACACACAAAAAGUUUCUCCCCCAAAAAUUGCAACGUGCGACUUCAAGCACCCGAUGGCACCGACACGUCAGCGAACAUUGCCAACACUGCAUCCGGGUUCGAUGCAACCUUCACGCCUAGACGAAUAGGACCUAAUCAGGUCUUUGUGUAUAUUGAUGGGUCACAGGUGUCCGGCAGCCCUUUCACGUGCAACGUCUUCGACGUGCAACGCAUACGAGUAACGGGACUUCACCGAGGCUAUGUAGGCAGGGCGCUCACCUUUAGCGUAGACGCUUCACAGGCCGGCGAAGGAACCUUAGAACUGGUGGUAAGUACAAAGCGAGGUUCAGUGCGAGCGGAGGUUUCGAUGCAGGCUCGUGGAGUAUAUGAUGUCACGUUUACCCCGUCCGAUGCUGCCGAACAUUACGUGAACGUUACAUUCAACGACCUCGAGAUCCCUGGGAAUCCUUUCCGCAUAGAGGUUCUCGACGAAAAGGCGCUUGCCUCGCAAAGAAUUGGCAAGCCAACACUGAAAGGCUCAGCAGCUCAACGAGGUUUGUGUAGUGCCAAAAACAUUUUCGAUAUUGUGGAUGCGGAUCAAGCUGUAAGCAUCAGAGUGAGCAAAGGAUCUACCGAAGCUCAAUGCGUAGUCACGAAGAUUGCUGAGCGCGUUUACAGAGCGGAAUAUCUACCUCGAGAGGUUGGCAGUCACCUUCUUGAGGUGCUUCUCGGGGGACGUGUGGCAACCACUCAUAACGUGCAGGUGAUUGACCCCGGUCGUGUACGGGCCAUGGACAUCGAGGACGCUAUUGUGAAUCGUCCAGUCGCGUUUCGUGUUGAUACAACUAAGGCUGGCCAGGGUACCUUAGAGGUGGCCGUAUCGAAUGGCGGCGCCAAGGUUCCCUUGCAAGUAGACGAAAUUGCCGUUGGCUUAUAUAAGGUGACGUAUGUUCCUAAGAGCGCAAGUCCGCACAAGAUCGAAAUCCGGUAUAAUGGACAUGCCGUCUUAGGAUUUCCGCGUGUUAUUCAGGUUCGUGAUCCUUCCCACACGAUGAUUGCGCAUGGACUAGGAUUGAAAAGCGCUCAAGUGGGCCGAGCUGCGCGCUUCAACAUUGAGACUGGCAGCCAAGGAGAUGCAAAAGAUUUUGACAUCGUUGUCUCUUGCGCUGGCUCACCGCUGCCUGUCAGAUGCUUUGUACAGAAAGAUAGAAGUCUUCUUGUCGAAUGGUCCCCUGUCGAGAUAGGACCUCAUCGGAUUGAGGUAUUCUACCGCAGUGAUUCUGUUCAAGGCUCACCGUUUAAAUGUGAAGCUUUCGAUGCCACGAGAGUCCGGCUCGAGCACGAUACUGUGGAUGUUCCUAAAAGAAAUAACGUUUGCAAUGUUAAUCAGCGUGUGCGAUUCAAGCUUAAUCGACGUGACGCGGGAUACGCUGAACUGGACGUUACAGCGACGAGUCCUUUGGGCAAAAAUCUUCCGAUCGAAGUCCGCCCAGCGGAUGAUGGUGAACUCAUUGAGCUCACUCCAGCGGUUGCAGGGAAGUAUCGCAUCGCUAUAACCUACGGGGGUGUUCCAGUUCCUGGAUCACCAAUUACCUUCAUAGCCCAUCCGGAUUCAUCGCCCGCGCUUCAUCAACACAUAAACGUAUCUGGUCCGGGCUUGGUCGAGGCUCUUAAAGGUAUCAUGACCUCGUUCAGGGUUGAAUGCGAUGCGAAAGAAGGGCUUUCUGCAGGAAGUCCCGAGGUAAGCGUAAGAGGUCCAGGAGGUCAGGAAGCAGAGUAUACGGUGGACCAAGAGGACGACGGCUCCUGGAGCGUAUCGUACCUCCCCAUUGAAGUGGGGCUAUACACAAUUCGUCUGUUGAUGAACGGGGCAGAUGUUGCUGGGUCACCGUAUAGGGUUCGUGUCGGAGAGGGACAGCAGCUAAGACCUGUUGGCGGUUGGGAAUCAGUGGUUGAUUCUGAAGGGACGUUGUCAGGCGUGAUUGGUAAAGAGCUGACUAUGGCCUUUGAAGUACCUGCCUCAGAUUCUGACCCCAUUCCUGCACCAGGGAAGCUUAAUGCUGAAGCCGAACUUCCAGAUGGUCGAAGAGCUCCUGUACAGAUCGAGAAAAUGGGUUCCCGAUGGAUCUUGAAAUACCUUCCAAAGGUGUCUGGAGAGCAUCGCUUACAUCUGGCGCACAAUGCUCACCCACUUGCGCAAUCACCACUUUGUAUCCAUGUGCAUCGGAAGUCGUCCCGUGGAGCUGCCGACAAUAUUGCACCUGCAAACGUAUCUAAGUCUCAAACGCCCGGGCUAGCGGCAAUCAAAUCCUUAACUACCACUAAAACCUCAACUUCUGCAAUCAAAGCGUCGUCAUCGAAGACCUCCUCACCUUAUGCUUCAAACUCGACAGCUAACAAGCCUGCAUCAAGCAAUGGGGGUAUGCCAUUGGGGCGAGUUGUAGCCAGAGGCGACGGUCUGUUAGUAUCUCGGGUCGGUGAAAUGGCUGAGUUUUUUGUGGAUGCAUCAGCUUGCAGCGAGGGACAGCUAAGAGCCAUGCUUAUAUCAGAUAAAGGGGAAUAUCCUGUCGAGGUGGUGCAUACAGGUAGCCCAACGAAUACUUUCCGAUGCCAGUAUCGAGCGCCACAUCCAGGAGCUUACGAACUCACCGUUCUUUUUGACGAAAAACAUGUACCUGGAAGUCCGUUCAGAGUGCGUGCUGGUCCUGUUUGUGACGCCCAACGAGUAGUAUGCUCAGGAGAAGGACUAACUGGGGGCAUUGUUGGCAAGCCAAUGAAGGCUUUCUUGGACACGCGUGCUGGUGGACCGGGCGAACUGAGCGCUCAUUGUUUGGGUCCCUCAAAGAUGGCACGAUGCGAGCUCAUUUCUCAUGGCGACGGGACAUUUGAAUUGCUCGUAACGCCCCUCGAAAGUGGGAAGCACAUGUUAAGCAUUAAAUAUGGUGGGCAGCAUGUUCCAGGUUCUCCGUUUACGAUUCGCGUGGCAGGAGCACCAGAUGCGUCUCGAGUUCGGGUUUACGGCCCAGGUAUCGAAGCAGGUGUACUGGCGCUUUAUCAGAGCAGAUUCGUCUGUGACACUCGCGGGGCUGGCGCCGGACAGCUUACGGUGCGAGUACGUGGGCCCAAAGGAGCAUUCCGCGUAGAAAUGGCCCGUGAGAGCACCAAGGAUAGGACAAUACUGUGCAAAUACGAUCCGACAGAGCCCGGAGACUAUCGCAUCGAGGUAAAAUGGUCUGGAAUCCAUGUUCCAGGCAGCCCGUUCAUCGUAUUGAUAUUCGAUACACAGGACGAACUCAACAGGCAUCUGCAGGCGCUAUGGCCAGAGGUCAGAUUGGGUCAGGAGGUAUCGGGGGCGCUCCCGCGCUAUCCUCUCAAGCCGAUAGCGUUUGGGGAGGCUCGGCAAACCGACCGCAGUGGUAGUCGCCCGCUAAUAACCACUGUGGACAAUUAAACAAUGGAAAACCCACAACGACAGAGGACCUAUAUGAAAUCUACCUAUAAUUAAUCGAUAAUAAAAUCUUAUAGUGUAGUGGAAUAAUCCGGUAAUCCUCCGCAUCCGCACGCGAAGAGAUAGUUUGGAAUAAUCACGAGAUAUUCCAACGGUGCUUUGAUCUUUGAAGUUAAGCCUUGGAUACGAUAAUAGCAGAAACAUUUUAUCGCGGAACUUCAGACAGCUUCAACCAUGUUAGCUGGACGAAUCUUAUCGCACGCAGCCUAUAGUCCCGGAAUGGAACAAUGUAAGAAGGCUGCAAACGAGAAUCUAUUGUAAAACUUGCGCUUUCUCAUCAUGAUGACGUGAGGGAACUGCAGCUAUUGCCUAGUAUCAUAGUUAACUAGUUUUAGCGUCCCAGAAAAUAGCGUCCAGUUUUCUGUGCUGAUAAGCGGAUGCGCCGAUCGAUACAGAAUGCCUCUGACUUCUAGAUGACGGCUCUUGUACUCAGCUGUGUUUUGCCUACACGAGAAGUGGCUAAGAAAAAUUACUUCUGAUUAGCGUACGUCAACACACUGGGUGACUCAAUGUGUUUUCCCCUGCCGAUUAUAAGGGGAGGCCUUUUACCUAUAAGUUACGUAUUUAUAGGAUUUUAGGCUUGUAAUAUUACCCAUGUGUGUGAACGUGUAACAAUAUAAUAAGGACAGAUGCACCUUGUCGUCAUGAAGCCUAUCGUUAUUCAUGCAUUUUGAAAAUUCCGCUUUUAAUAGCAGCUAUCUAUCCGCUGCAGCGAAGUGCGCCCUGUUUCUAACGAUGUUAAUUAUGAUAACUAUAAUUGCAAGAAAAAUCAUUUCCCCAACUAAGUUGCCAAAUGUUACGCUAAGCACAACUAACAUCGGUUAUACGUUAUCCUGAUAAGAUUAUAUAUACAUAUAUAUAUAUAUACGCACGGUAACGUAAAGAUAAUGGCUUCGUGUACGCUUGACUUUAAACGCGUACCAUAUAGCACCUGUGUGCAAAAUCAUCAUUUUUGGAGGCCUUACGAGUCAUCAUCCUUAUAUGCCGCUACCCUGCCACUUGGAUUAACCGAUUUUAAUAGUAUCGAGCAUCUGCUAUGCUGCGACUAUUAAAAAAGCAAACUGAAACGUUUUCUGUUGGCUUUUCCGAUUUUUUUUUAGAGUUGUUGAUUUUUUAAAAAGACGGUGUUAAUAGCGAUAGGUAGAGAGAGGCGCUUAUUGUGCCUUGUAAGGCACUUGCAGCUAGUACCUGGGCUGAGCUGUAUAUCAUUUGUUCAGCGUUAAGCUACCUUCGUUUAUCGACGACAUUUAAAAUGUUUUAGAAAUGUACUUGUUAUUAAAUCAAUGUGGUCAAUUGAGCCAAGUAGAAUUCACUACUUUAUUGCUUUACUAUAUGAAUGUGUCCCAGCCGAGAGGCCAAUAUCCAACAACAACUAUAUAAAAUAAUAACAAAAUGUUUAUUAAGAUUAGAUUAUAAUAAAAACGCAACAAUCAAGACCCUAUAAAAUAUUGUCAUCAUUAAA
Messenger RNA from Varroa destructor (honeybee mite), 15048 nucleotides. Its product is annotated as filamin-A-like. Gene Ontology annotation, molecular function: actin filament binding. The record is from RefSeq and is a predicted model, not a curated record. Gene Ontology annotation, biological process: actin cytoskeleton organization. NCBI's taxonomy places the organism in Eukaryota, Metazoa, Arthropoda, Arachnida, Mesostigmata, Varroidae.